GGGGUUCAGGAUGCUGGAGAGGGAGCUGGGCUCUCUAACCUCCUGGGUUAAAAUAAAAUUGAAUAACAAUUUGUUGACAGCGUUUCUCUCGUGCGCGUGUGCGCUCUCUCUUUCUCUCUCGCAGUCUCACUCUGUUUCUUUUCUUUUGACUUUUCUAAGAUGACAGAUGCUGAAUAUAUACUCCUUCUCUGAUGCUGUGGCUGUUUGUGGUUGGCUGAGAGGGAUGUGAACUCAUUAGUUUGCAGCUGUGUUAAUCAAAUCAGGUUGGGUUUCCAUUACGCGUGCCAAUCUCCUUUGAUCUGACAUCAGAUGUGACGGGACAGUUGAUACAGAGAUACAUUUAUCGUCUCCUCAGCUGUAAAACGCUCACUCUUUCCAGUUGGUAGGUCCGUCAUCUAACUAGCUCUCUACCGUGCACUCCAAUCGCGCCUCUUUUAAAGGGAAUGAGAGGUGACACUCUGAUUGGCUUAUUGAAUGAUACACCCAAAACACACCCAUGACUAAUUCACAGAAUAAGUCCAACCAUAGACAUAAUAAAGAGUAGACACCGCAUUGGCUGCUGGGGCGCAAGAAAUGCGGCCGCCAUCUUGAACCAGUCAUCCUACCCAGAAGAUACAAGAUGCCUGAGCACUGUGCGGCGUAUUCCUGUUCAAAUCGGCGGACUAUUGAAAACAGGGCUCAGGGGAUUACUUUUCACAAGUUUCCCAAAGUCAAAGAUGUGAGGAAGAAGUGGGAAAUGGCUUUGAGGAGGGAAGGAUUCACUGCAAGUGAUUCAUCCGUGCUUUGCAGUGAGCAUUUUAAGCAGGACGAUUUUGAUAGGACAGGUCAGAUUGUCCGACUCAGAGAUGGUGUUAUUCCAUCCAUCUUCAGCUUACUGGUUCACCUCCAAAGGCCGGAAAAGGGCAGGACUACAUCUACCUCCAGAAGAGCUGAAGACAGCCUGUCCGUGGCCUCUCAGGAUGCCCCACAAACUGCAACCUCACACUCACAACCUCAGCCUAAUGAUGUGAGUAUUUCUACUUUAAACAUCAUAUCAUAAUGGUCCUGGACAUAUCAAAAUCUCACUUGUUUGCUGCCACUCAUAUUAAACACACUCACAAAUAAACCCAUACACACACAAUUGAAGACAUGCUGAACAUGCAUUCCUGUGCGCCAGGAAGGAGACCCCAGUACAACAGCUCAGUACAUCAUCGUGGCAAAGAAUGACAAAGUCGCCAUCCCACUUCAAGAUGAGGGUUUGACAUGCACCAUAGACAAGUUGUUCAAAAUUUUAUGGGUUUGCAAUGUGGCAUACCCUGUCCAACUUGAUUCAAUCUAUUGUUUCUUUGAGCAUGUUUAUGA
Molecule: messenger RNA, 1341 nt
Organism: Epinephelus fuscoguttatus (brown-marbled grouper)
Lineage: Eukaryota; Metazoa; Chordata; Actinopteri; Perciformes; Serranidae
Product: THAP domain-containing protein 6-like
Exons: 3
Coding region: 620-1039 (139 amino acids)
Source: RefSeq, a predicted model, not a curated record